UUAAACAGACCAUUUUCUCCAAGGUGCCACUUCUCUUUCCCGGCAGCAGCAGCAGGCAGCUUAGUUCAUACACCUUCCCCUACCUCCCCACCACCAGCUGAGCCAGGAUGACCAGCCGCUCAAAUGAAUUCAGCAGCCUCAGCAGCAGCUCUCUCUCAUCUUGGCAGGCGUCAUGGAAUCAGAACAGGGGGAGCUCGGUGGUGACAUCCUCUGAAUACGACGGCUGCAGCAGCCCUGGUGGUCCAGCCAGCAGAAGCUUCAGCACCUCGAGUCUUGGUGGAUACACGUCUUCCCCUUGCCCAUCCGUCUUCAUCAACGAGAAGCUGUUGACGCCACUGAGCCUAGACGUGGACCCCAUGUUCCAGGAGAGGAAGAAGCAGGAGAAAGAAGAGAUGAAAAUUCUCAACAACCAAUUUGCAUCCUUAAUCGGGAAGGUCCAAUGCCUGGAGCAGCAGAACAAGAUUCUCACGAUCAGGUGGAGCUUCCUGAGAGAUCAGGACAAUUCCUGUUCCGAGUCAGACAUCAAACUCCUCUACGACCAGUACAUGAGCAAACUGAAGCAAGAGAUGAGGACUAUUGGCCACGUGAGAGAACAGCUGGAGUCCGAGUUGACUGAGGUGUUGAAGUCCAUGGAUAACAUCCGAAGCAGAUACGAGGAUGAAAUACAUAAACGGAGUGCCAUGGAAUUCACCUUCAUGGAGCUGAAAAAGGAUUUAGAUGCUGGUUCCAUGCAUAGAACUGAGCUAGAGGUAAAACUGCACGGGCUUCAAGAGUUGAUGGAGUUAAAGAAAGCCGUAUACGAGCAGGAGCUUCAGGAGCUGCUGGCCGAAAUCAAGGACAUCUCCGUCGUCAUGGAGAUCGAUAACAGAUGCAACCUUGACCUGAGCCGCAUCGUGGAGGAAGUGAGGGCGCAAUAUGAAGCCCUCGCUUUCAGGAGCUGGGAGGAGGCAGAAGCCUUUACCUGGAGCAAGCUAAACGAAGGAACCACCCACUCCGCCACAUAUAGGGACCAGCUCUUCAGCGGCCGGCGGGAGAUCGCGGAGCUGACCAUACACAUUCAGAAGCUGAGGACCUGCAUCGUGUCCCUGAAGAGCCAGUGCCUGCGUUUGGAAGAGGACAUCAAAGAGGCCGGGGGAAACGGCCAGCUUGCCCUCCGGGAUGCUGAAGCCAAGCUGGCCGAGCUAGAGGAAGCCCUGCAGAAAGGCAAGGCGGACAUGGCUGGCUUGGUGAAGGAGUAUCACGAGCAGAUGAACAUCAAGCUGGCCUUGGACGUGGAGAUCCUCACCUACAGGAAGCUGGUGGAAGGCGAGGAGAGCAGCAUGGAGUCCCCGACAUGCCCUGUCAUCAGCAGCAUCCACUCCAGCCCUAGGCAUUUUUCAUCCAUCUCCAGCUUCUUGGGGUCUUCCCAGCUGGCUUCUCGAGCGAGGGGCAAUUCUACCGACAGAGUGACCCAAAAUGGAGCGGUGGCAGAGGCCAUCCUCACCAGGAGCCAGAGCAGCGGCUCAGAAAGUCGGGAUGCAGGCGAAUGGCUCAGUGGGGCACGUCCGAAGCAUCGCUUGCUGUCUGAUGAAGAACACCGCCUUGUGGAGUCGAUCCCUGCAGAAUAGAUGCCAGAUGCAUUGGCAACUCUUCCUGAACAAGACCAGAAUGCCUCCUCCUGAAGCCCAAUUCUUGCCAAUGUCUGCGGGGCCAAGAAUGGGAAUCAACCUCAAACCAGUUCUUCCCAAAGUUUCCUUGACGCCUUCCCAACUCCAUCACUGGUUAGACGCUGGACCCCUAUCCUGGCAGAACUUUCUUUGAACGUGCCCAAUUCUCACACCAGCCCCAGCAAACUCGUCCUGAUCCUACCUCUCUGAGGUGGGGUUUGUAAGGCUUAAUUAAUUGAUGUGCUUUGAGAUCUUCAAACUGAAAGGAGAAAGUGUUAUUACUUAGGAUCCAACAAUGGUAAACUGAAGGAUAGUAACAACAUAGUGGAAGGUAGCAUGGGGGAGCCUGGUUUCUAGAGCAUUGGACUCA
Messenger RNA from Gopherus flavomarginatus (Mexican gopher tortoise), 2016 nucleotides. It is a transcript of the gene KRT80, whose product is annotated as keratin 80. Gene Ontology annotation, molecular function: structural constituent of skin epidermis. The record is from RefSeq and is a predicted model, not a curated record. Lineage: Eukaryota; Metazoa; Chordata; Testudines; Testudinidae. Gene Ontology annotation, biological process: keratinization; intermediate filament organization. The transcript is spliced from 9 exons. Gene Ontology annotation, cellular component: keratin filament. Bases 108 to 1607 code for a protein of 499 amino acids.